This is a messenger RNA of Xenopus laevis (African clawed frog), 8874 nucleotides long. RefSeq lists its product as uncharacterized. The coding region runs from base 2315 to 3661 and encodes 448 amino acids. Lineage: Eukaryota; Metazoa; Chordata; Amphibia; Anura; Pipidae. The record is from RefSeq and is a predicted model, not a curated record. The transcript is spliced from 2 exons.
AGAAAGAAUGAGAAUACUGGAGCCCUCUGUCCCCUUUACUUGUAUAAGCUCUAGUUAUAGUCCAAUUUUUGAGUGCACUGUUCUUGAAUCCAGCAUUCUAACAUGGAACCCUCUAUUCGCAUAACUCGCUGCUACAUGAAAUUGUUAGAGGAUUCAGCAUUUGGGCACAUGUCUCACAAGCAGUUGGCAAUUCCUGGCAAAUUACUAUAUGCGGCAAAUUGUCCCUAAAUUGAUCAGUAAUUUGGGUUACACGAUUAUUGCUUGGAGGCAUUAUUAAACAGUGCUACAAUGACACCAUUGUCCAUCCUUGAGCAAGGAAAAUGCCUGGCUGAUGUAACAUACUAUGUACCUUUGCCAUAAGAAGGUUCAUCUAUGUAGUACUCAAAGCACCAGUAUCUAAAAAGUUAAAUUUUAUUUUUUCCUGUACACGAGACAGUGCAGGAGGUCAUUAAUAAAGAAUGGAAGGCCCCAGACCACAGAGCAGUCAAAGAUAAAACAAUGGAUAUACUGUAUCCUUUCAGCCAAACUCAUAGAGAUAAAUGGGAAACCAUACCCAAAGUAGACGCCCCGAUAGCUAAAUUAGCUAAACGUGCAACUAUACCUCUAGCAGAUGGAACGGCGUUCAGAGAUCCCAUGGACAGGAAGGCAGAAAAUCUUUUGAAAAGCUCUUUUGCGUCAUCUACAGCAAUGUUUAAAUCGUCAAUCUCAGCAGCAUGCGUUGCGUGAACCAUGACUGUUAUAGGUUCAAUAAAAGGUGUAUACACACCCGACACCAGGACAGGGAAUAAAACAGAAUUUAUACAGAAACACACCCGUUUAUUGUAGAGCACGCAGAUUAGGCAUACAGGGAUAGCUUACUUGGAUGAGAGUAUGAUACAAUAUAUAAAUCCACACAGGAGAAAAGUCCACACAGGAGAUAAAUGAGUCCACACAGGAGAUAAAUCCACAGAGGUUAUAAAUGAGUCCACACAGGAUAAAAAUGAGUCCACACAGGAUAUAAGUCCACACAGGAUAUAAGUCCACACAGGUUAUGAAUGAGUCCACACAGGAUAUAAGUCCACACAGGAUAUAAGUCCACACAGGUUAUAAGGUUAUACUCCCACAGCUGAACGGAACCGAAGCUCUAGUCCAGUACAGGAAAGAUUCUGAUUCUCUGUUCCCCCAGGCAGUGUAUUUAGAAUCCCCUCCAGCAGAAUGGGGGGAGGGAGAGGAACAACACUGCCCUGAUUGGCUGAGUCACAUGAAACCUUGUCUCCUCUCACGUGCACAGAGGAGCUAGGGUGUGGGCCUUUUGUUCAGCUCACGUGCACGGCUCUCCUUUGGAGGGAAAUUUCAGGAACAAAGGGCUAGAGCUGCAAUAAAACUAGGAGGGAGUGCAGGGCCUGCCUUGGGAAAUACUUUUAAUACAGGGAAGGAGUUCUGUAUUAUAACAAUGACGCUAUCUGGAAGAAGCAUUAUCAGGCUGUUCUGAGGAUUCUUUUGAUAUGCACGGUCAUCUUUCAAAAGUGCUUAAUGCAGCACACUUUUUAUAUGAUGCCUCUAUGGACACACUUCAAUUACAGGCCAGGGCCUCGGCCUUUUCAGUAGGUGCCAGAAGGGCACUAUGGCUCAAGUCUUGGAGUGCGGAUCCAGCCUCCUAGAAAAAUUUAGUUACUCUACCAUUUUCGGGGGCUUCGGACCGGAACUAGAUACUCUGAUAAAUAAGAUCACGGGAGGAAAAAGCAACUUUUUACCUCAAGACAAAAAAUCCAGACCUCCAAACACACAGUCAAGAAGACCAUAUAGGUCAUCGAAUUUUGGGAGACCUUCCCCACAACAUUCCAGACAACAAACAUGCUCAAACCAACCCAAGGGUAAUUUUCGUCCCGUCAAGAAGCCCUCGUGGAACUUUCAGAAACGCACUCCCAGGGGAACACCAGACAAGACACAGGAAGCAUGAAGGGGCAGCCACACCCGAUCUUACGGAGGCGAUAGGGGGGGCGCCUCUUAAAGUUCAGGGAAACCUGGCUAACCACAACUUCGGACCCUGGGUCCACAACAUAAUUUCAAUGGGCUACAAGCUUCAAUUUCAGAGACCACCCCCCCCCAACGAUUCAUUCGGUCAACCUUGCCAUCCCUACCAAGCAAAAAGAGAGCUUUGAACUUGGCAAUUCAAACUAUGCUCAAAGCCAAGUCCAUAAUAACUGUUCCCACAGAACAAUGUGGUCUAGGGUUUUAUUGAAACCUUUUUCUAAUACCCAAAAAAGAUGGUUCACCGUGUCUUGUACUAGAUCUAAAAUUUCUGAACAAGUUUCUUCAUGUUCCCUUGUUCAAGAUGGAAUCACUGAGGUCCGUGAUUGUAAACGUGGAACAAGGAGAUUUUUUCACUACCAUAGACCUAAAGGACGCUUAUCUACACGUGCCAAUUCAUGUAGACUCUCAACAGUAUCUACGCUUUACAGUUCAGGGUUUCCACUACAAGUUUCAAGCACUUAUUUUUUUGGGAGUCAAGUACGACUCUCGGCAGCAUAAGGUUUUUCUAACUACUCAAAAACAUCUCAAGCUUCAAGCUGCGGCAAGGCACGCAAUCUCCCUAAGGUUGAUCUCGGCCAGGGACUGCAUGCGUCUACUAGGACUCAUGACCUCAGCCAUAGAGGUCGUACCGUUCGCUCAAGCACACUUGAGGAACCUCCAGCUAAACUUUCUCCAAAAAUGGCGCGGAGAUUACAACAAUUUAGACUAUUCAAUUUUUUUCUCAGGCGCAACCAAAACUUAUCUUCAGUGGUGGAUUCAAAGAGACAACAUCAUGAAAGCUGGCACUAAUCACCUCAGACGCCAGUCUCACAGGUUGGGGAGGCGUAUUCGACCACAGGUCUGUACAAGGUCGGUGGUCACAGACACAAACCUCACUUCACAUAAAUAUGCUAGAGCUACCGGCGAUUUACUUAGCGCUAAGAUACUGGUCAGAUCUACUAAAAGGAUCCCCAUAAAAGUCAGAUCGGACAACGCGACAGUGGUGGCGUAUAUAAACCACCAGGGAGGCACUCACAGCAGAGCAGCCUGGAAAGAAGUGUACCACAUUCUACUAUGGGCAGAAAACAAUUCUUGCAGACUAGCGGUCAUUUACAUUCCAGGUCAGCUGAAUUGGGAAGCAAAUUUCCUAAGCCGAGUGAACACUACACAAGGAAGUGUUUCAACAGCUUACAAUCAGGUGGGGGACCCCACAGAUAGACCUGAUGGCCAGCAAGUUCUAUCACCAAAUACCGGACUAUUGUUCCAGAUAUCACGACCCAGAAGCAUGUCAGUAGAUGCAAUGACAACAGCUUGGGACUUUCAGCCCGUCUACAUUUUUCCGCCCAUACCAAUGAUUCACCCUGUUCCCCGACGUCUGUCUGUUUCAAACGACAGCGAUAGUAAUAGCACCCUUUUGGCCCAGGAGAGCAUGGUUUUCAGAUCUAAAGAGACUAUCAAUCGCUCCCCUGUGGCCACUUCCUCAAAGGCCAGACUUGCUUCAGCAGGGCCCCUGUUGGCACCCAUCAUUGGAGAGAUUAUCCCGGAUGGCUUGGCUAUUGAAAGCUCCAUAUGGAAGAAUAAGGGGUUCUCAGACCAAGUAACCACCACCAUGUUAAGAGCACGCAAACCAACAACAAGCUCUACCUAUCGCCACAUAUGGUCAUGCUAGAUUCACUGGUGUAAACAGAGAAACUCUGAUAAUCAAAAGUGCACAGUUCCUCUUAUCCUAGAAUUCCUUCAGGAUAGCAUGGAUAGAGGAUUGGGAGUCAAUUCACUUAAAGUCCAGAUCUCAGCGUUGUCCGUAUUCUUUCAAUUACAGAUAUCGUCGUUUCUAGAUGUCAGGACUUUUAUCCAAGCAGCCAGUCAUAUCAGACUGCCAUAUAAACAUCCACUGCCCCCAUGGAAUUUGAAUUUCAUCCUACAAGUGCUGCAGGGAUGCCCUUUUGAACCUACAGAUCUGAAGUUUCUUACUUGGAAGGUUGCCUUUUUAAUAGCUAUCUCAUCAGUGAGACGAGUUUCAGAAAUUGGGGGUCUAAGCUGUAAACCGCCAUUGUGUCUUCUUUUAUUUGUAAUUUAAAAUUUUUAUUGACCUUCAUUUCCAAAGAAAGAUAACCGGUACAGCAUUGGUGCAAAAAAGUAUGCAAGUGAUAGUAACAGGUGCUUCAUAACAGAAUAUAACUGUUCAAUUAGCUCAAUCAACACAUAUGUACCAUAUCAUGAAGAUAAACAUUGCAACAACGAGAAAAUGAAUCCUCAUGGAAAUGAAAGGAAUUUAGUAGAAAGGGAAACAGAGAAAAAGAAAAAGAAAACGGAAAGUAGAAAAAUAGACAGGUCUGACUAGAUCUGGGAAGGUAGGAAAGUCAGAUCAGUGCACAAUACCUCGAAGUUGCAAAGUCUCCAGGUGUUGAGCCCACGGGUACCACUCCAGUUCCCCCUCAUAACUUCUAUCCUGAAGUCUGUUCCGUAUGGAUUCCAUCACCCUAAUCCAAUUCACUUUUGAUAUCAGAAUUUGUAGGCUCGGAAGUGUAGGUUUCUUCCAAUUUGCCGCCAAUAAUGAUCUUGCUGCUGUCAGGAUAUGAGUAGCUAAUGUACGGGUUUGUUUCAAGCGUAUGGCCCUAAUCUUCAUUCCCAAGAGAAAAGUGUGUGGGGAGGGCUGUAUAACGCAAUGUAGAACAUCAGAGAGCAAAGUUGCCACCAUCUUCCAAAACACCUGAGCUACUGUACAGGUCCACCAGGUGUGCAGGAAGGAGCCCCUCUCCCCACAGCCUCUAAAGCAUUGCGAGUGAUCCGGGUUACCGCUUAGUGUAGCAAUACGCGUGGGGGUGUAGUACCAGCGAAAUAUUAUUUUAUAGGCUCUCUCACUAGAGGCUGCACAUAUUGAAGUUCGUUUGGCUGUGUCCCAGAUUUCCAACCAAGACUUGUCAGAAAUCGCAAGGUCUAAAUCCUGUUCCCACUUUUGCAUAUAAGGCUGACGUGUGUCUGUGUUGUCAGUCGCGAGGCUCAUAUACAGAAGUGAGAUAAGGUGUGUUGGGUAUGUGCGGCUGCGACACAGCUUCUCAAAAUAGGUAAGGGUGGAAGACGUUUGGGACUUGCAAGCAGUGAUCACGUAAUGCCGAAUCUGCAAAUAGCGAUGGGGAAUACUAUAUUCGUCCCUAAGUUGUUGAAAAGAUUUAACAGUCCCUCCAGUGACGAAGUCUAAUAGGGUUGUCAGAUUCGCAGAUAUCCAUACUCGAAACUCUAUGGGAGAGCCACCUGGGGGGAAGUCCUUAUUGUGAAAAAUAGUUCUGUAUAGUGUGGUAGUGUUGCUCAAUCUCAUCUUGAACGCUACAGAGUCCCAAAGAUCUAAUGCUUGCUGUGACGGGGGGAGGAGGUGUGGGAGAGAGACCCUAGCUGACUUAGGGAUCCAAAAUAAAUGGGCGAGUUGUAAUGGGGCCGAAUAGUGAUUUUCAAUGGAUUGCCAGGGUUCCUCAGUUGGUGCAUGAAUAUGAACCAUCGCUUCCAACCGACUUGCAAGGUAAUAUCUGUAUAGAUGGGGUACUCCCAAGCCUCCCAAUGAUUUCGGUUUUGUCAUGAUUGCGGCCUUAAUUCUGGGUUUCUUGCCCUCCCAAAUGAAGUUCGAUACAGCUUUUUGAAGUGAGAAAGCUACUGAUUCGGGGAAGUGUAUUGGUAAUGUUCUAAAGAGGUAUAGUAUCCUAGGUAAUAGCGUCAUUUUAAUGGCCGCUAUCCUACCAAACCAGGAGAGGUGAUAUGAGUGCCAUUUGUCCAGAUCUCUCUUGAGAGUAUCGAUUAGUUUGGGGUAAUUAGCCUUGUACAGGGUGUCAUAGGAAGGAGUAAGGAAUACUCCGAGAUACUCCAAUGAGUCUGUCUCCCAUCUAUAGUCAAAGUUAAGUUGUAAUAAUUUAAGUUCUGGCUUGGACAUAUGAAGUGGCAAUGCGUGUGAUUUGGUAGGGUUUAUUUUGUAUCCCGAAAUGAGUUGGAACUGAGUUAGAGUCUGUAAUAAGUUUGGAAGCGUGGUUUGGGGGGCUGUCAACGUAAGGAUGAUAUCAUCGGCAAAAAGGCUGAUUUUAUGUUCCAUUUCUCCGGGUCAUAUACCCUUAAUAUUGGGGUUAUGUCUAAUGGCGUGAGCUAACGGUUCCAGGGAUAGAGCAAAUAUCAGGGGGGACAUGGGGCAGCCCUGGCGAGUCCCUCUUUUGAUGGCAAAACGGUCGGAAAGAAGUCCCAUGCUAAGAACCUGAGCCGAGGGCGUGGUGUAAAGCUGUUUAAUCCCUGUAAGGAAUGGUGUCGGAAUCUGCAAUUUGCUGAGCACCGCAAACAUAUAUCUCCAGUCCAAUCUGUCGAACGCUUUUUGGGCAUCCAACGACAAAAGCAGGGAGGAGGUGUUUUGUUUAGGUGCACGACAAAUCAGGUCUAUGGUUUUACGAAUGUUAUCUGCCGCUUGGCGACCAGGUACGAAACCCACUUGAUCGUGGUGUAUAAGGUGGGGAAGAAUUACAGAUAAUCUGUUAGCCAGUAUUUUCGCAAACAGUUUAAUAUCGGUAUUGAUAAGCGAUAUAGGUCUGUAGCUAUCGCAAUUGACUGGGUCUUUGCCAGGUUUUAGUUUCAUAACUAUGGUGGCUGCAUGUGUUGCGUCGGGGGAGAGCCCUCAAGAAAGGAUUGGAAAAGCUCUCUCAAAAAUGGGGUCAACUGAUUUACAAAGGACUUAUAAUAUUUAGCCGUAUAACCGCCUGGGCCAGGCGCUUUGCCAGAUUUGGAGUCUUUGAUCACCCUCUCUAUCUCCUCCCUGGUUAUUGGUUCUGUGAGCAGCUCCCUAUCCUCUUUUGUGAUGGUGGGGGGGAUCCAUUGUUUCAUGAUAUCCGACUCUAGUGCCUGGGACGCCUUAGGAGCUUUAUCUGCAGCAUACAAGUCCGCAUAAAAAGCCCGGAAUGAGUGGAGAAUUUGCUUAGUAUCCCUAGUUAUCGUCCCUGUAGGGGUACGUAUUGCAUGUAUGGUCUGAGAGGUGUGUAAAGCCUUCAGUUUGCGGGCUAGCAACGUGUGUGGUUUAUUCGCAUAUUCGUAGUACAAGUGUUUAGUCUUUCUCAUAGCAUAGGCCGCCUUAUCGGAGAGGACUUGAAUCAGUUGAGUUCUUGUGUCCUGAAUGUCCUUGUAAGAGGCGGGGGACGGAUUCUGUUUAUGGGCGAUGGCUAAAUCGUGCAGCCUCUGUGAGAGUUGCUGGGUUUUCGCCUCCCUACUUUUUUUCCAUAUCGCAGCGUGUUUAAUGAGUAUGCCCCGGAUCACAGCUUUAUGGGCAUCCCACCUGACCGCAACUGAGGUAUCUUCUAGGGUAUUCGCGAUGAAAUAAUCUUUCAGGGAAGAGGAGACCGCAGCACAAAUCACUUUGUCCAAAAGCAGGGACUCAUUCAGUCUCCAACAUCCAUGCCCCCUGACCGCAUCCCAAUUGGCGAAAACAGUUUCCACCAUGCCGUGAUCAGACCAGGUAAUAUCAUGAAUCGUAGCAGUACAUACGUAAUCCACAAGUGUGGCUUUAGUGAAGAUAAAGUCAAUUCUGGAGUAGGAGGCAUGGACGGAGGAGUAAUAUGAAUAAUCCCUAUCAAUUGGAUGUUUCUCUCUCCAGACAUCCACUAAGUGUUCUGCAGUGAGACACCGUGUUAGGUAUGUGGAGUCCCGAAUUUGAGCAUUGGGGGGUAUUACCCGCCUGCACACCCUGAGACCUAUCCAGAUUAUUAUUCAAUGUUGUAUUAAAAUCACCCCCUACAAUCAAUCUACCCUCCGAAAGCUGUGCUAGUUUGUUGAAAAACUUUUUAAAGAAAGCUGGUUUGGAGGAAUUAGGGGCAUAGACUGAUGCUAGCGUGGUAAGAUGGUUUUGUAGGAGGCCUGUCCGCCAUUGUGUCUUCUGAAUCCCACCUCAACCAAGAAAUUGUCCUCCCUUCAUUCUGUCCAAAACCAACAUCAGAAAUUGAAAGACGCUUACACACUCUAGAUGUGGUUAGAAUACUCAAAUUCUAUUUGCAUAGGAUGGAAAGCAUCAGAAAAACAGAAGCUCUUUUUGUUCUCUAUGGUCCACACGGUAAGGGGAACAAAGCUUCAAAGAUGUCCAUUGCCAGAUGGAUCAAAGACUUAAUACUGUACAUUUACAAACUCAAAGGUCUACCCACGCCUUUAAAGGCAAGCUUCCAUGGAACAAAUUUGUAAGGCGGGCUACCUGGUCGUCUUUGCACACAUUCGCAAAGUUCUAUAAGUUCAACGUUUAUGUUUCAGCAGAUGCCAGUUUUGGCAGAAAGGUUCUACAAACAGUUAUUAACAAGUAAAGGACUUUCGCACAUGUUAGUGCCUUUCAACUUGUUUUCAGUCUCCUCUUAAUUACUUAUCUUUUCCCCCCCUUUCAUUGAGCUUUGGGACUAACCCACUAGUGCCCUGUGCUGCCUAGGGACGACCAAGAAAAGGGUAUUUGUUAUCAUACUUACCGAUAAAUCUUUCUCCUAGUCCCGUACAGGCAGUACAGGGAGUUUCCCACCCUUAUUCUUCACUGUUCUAUACUACUUAUAAGCUGUGCUAGUCGAAACUGAAGUAGGCGGGGUUAAUACAGGGAAGAGGAGGAUCCCUCAGAGGGAUUGAAAGUUUAGUUCCAUCCUGCCUCCUAAAGGGAAUGGUGUAUUAACCCACUAGUGCCCUGUGCUGCCUGUACGGGACCCCGAGAAAGAGGUUUAUCGGUAAGUAUGAUAACAAAUCCUCUUAUAUUCUAUAUACUUCGUGGUCUGUUGUAAUCGGAGUGUAGUCCCUCCAGUCUGCUGCAUUUGUUAUUAAUGCUUCUGAAGAUAAUCCACCAAUUCCCUACUCUUGGGGGGAAAAAAUUAAGUUUGUGUAACUCGUGAAUGAAAUGUGUUU